Messenger RNA from Oryzias melastigma (Indian medaka), 1995 nucleotides. It is a transcript of the gene snrnp70, whose product is annotated as small nuclear ribonucleoprotein 70 (U1). Gene Ontology annotation, cellular component: precatalytic spliceosome; U1 snRNP; U2-type prespliceosome. The transcript is spliced from 10 exons. NCBI's taxonomy places the organism in Eukaryota, Metazoa, Chordata, Actinopteri, Beloniformes, Adrianichthyidae. Gene Ontology annotation, biological process: mRNA splicing, via spliceosome. The record is from RefSeq and is a predicted model, not a curated record. Gene Ontology annotation, molecular function: mRNA binding; U1 snRNA binding. Bases 244 to 1635 code for a protein of 463 amino acids.
CGCUGCUGUCCCCCCGCCAUUUUAUAUUUUCAAUAGGCCGAGCAGCCGCGGCACGCAGCCAGCUAUCUCCACGUUGUUUUCAGCUCGAGUUCCUGCACUUUUUGUCUUUAUUGAGUCUCUUUCUGUGGCAGUAAGUUGAGCCACCGAACCCGGGAACGGUCCCGCUCCUCCGUCAGGUCCAUGAACUGAAACCUGCUGGACUCUGGGGGAGAGACGACCCUUUCCGUAUCGAUCCAGUGAAAGAUGACGCAGUUCCUCCCGCCGAACCUGCUGGCCCUGUUCGCCCCUCGGGACCCGAUUCCGUUUCUGCCCCAGCUGGAGAAGCUUCCCCACGAGAAGCACCACAACCAGCCGUACAGCGGCAUCGCCCCCUUCAUCAGGCACUUCGAGGAUCCAAGAGAUGCCCCCCCACCCACCAGAGCCGAGACCCGCGAGGAGCGUCUGGAGAGAAAGAGGAGAGAGAAGAUUGAGAGGCGACAGGGAGAAGUGGAGACAGAACUGAAGCUCUGGGAUCCCCAUAAUGACCCCAAUGCUCAGGGGGAUGCCUUCAAGACCCUGUUUGUGGCACGAGUGAAUUAUGAUACGACAGAGUCCAAACUUCGUCGUGAGUUUGAAGUCUAUGGCCCCAUUAAACGGAUUUACAUCGUCUACAACAAGCGGACAGGGAAGCCCCGCGGUUACGCCUUCAUAGAGUAUGAGCAUGAGCGGGAUAUGCACUCUGCUUACAAGCAUGCAGACGGAAAGAAGAUUGACGGCAGAAGGGUGCUGGUGGAUGUGGAGCGGGGGCGCACCGUCAAAGGCUGGCUGCCUCGCAGGCUAGGAGGAGGAUUAGGAGGUACGAGGAGAGGUGGAGCUGACGUCAACAUCAAGCACUCUGGUCGAGAUGACGCGUCCCGCUAUGACGACCGUCCCCUUGGGGGUGACCGUGACCGUGGAGAACGCCGGGAGCGCAGUCGUGAGCGGGAUCGGGAUAAAGACAGGGAACGCCGUAGGUCCAGGUCUCGGGAAAGGCGUAGGCACAUGCGCUCCCAAGACCGGGACCGGGACAGAGAAAAACAAAUCGGAGAAGACGGCGCCAGUAGCCGACGCCGCGAACGAGAAAGGGAUCGUGGUGGGGCAGGGGGAGGGAGCAGUAGAAGCAGGGAGAGAAGUCGAGACAGGAAGAGACGGAGCAGGAGCCGGGAUCGCAAGAGAGACCGGGAACGAGGAAAGGGGCUGGAUGGAGAGGAGGGAGCUCAAGGAGACGGUGUUCCAGAGCCCGGCGAGCGCAUUCCAGAGGAGCAGGAAGGAGAAGCGGGCGAAGGUGGAGAUGAUCGCAGAGACAGGGAGCGAGACAGGGACAGGAGGCGGAGCCACAGGGACAGGGACAGGCGUCGGGGGGAGCGGGACAGAGACAGGGAGCACAAGAGAGAUCGUGGAGACCGAGACAGAGGAGAGCGGAGAGAGGAGCGCCACGGUUCUGCGCGGGAGGAAGUGGCUCUUCAAGGAGAUGGGGGCAAUGAGGAGGAUGGAGGCCCGACACACAUGGAGGAGUACAGCCAGGAUGCAAUGAUGGACCAGCAGAUGGUCCCGUCGGUGGACGGCUAUGGCUCCGAGAACGGCUUCAAGAUGGAGCCUGUAGGAGAGGAGUACUGAGGUGGGGGUUAAGAAAGGUUGUUGGGGUGUACUUAGACUCAGCGUCAACCCCCCCACCCCAGUUCUCAGAAAUCCAGGGCUUCAUCACCCUAAAUUCUCCUGUAUCAUUGCACCUCUCAUUGGAACUCAGUAGAAAUUUACAAAAACGCCACAAAAACAUGUCAGUUUGUGACUCAUUAAGGGGGGGGGGUCCUCUGGGAAAGGAAUUAGAAAUCCAUGAAGCAGCAACAUUUCUCUGUAAUGGUGUUACUGUCAUUGUGUGUUGAGGGCUGCUUGUUUUUUUCCAUGUUUUUUGUUUUUUUAACUCCUGCUGUCAGUAGAUUUUCAGGGUCAUUUUAAUAAAGAUGUGACAUGACAGCA